Trichosurus vulpecula (common brushtail) is the source of this 1823-nucleotide messenger RNA. RefSeq names its product WAP, follistatin/kazal, immunoglobulin, kunitz and netrin domain containing 1 (gene WFIKKN1). Gene Ontology annotation, cellular component: extracellular region. Bases 1 to 1671 code for a protein of 556 amino acids. Lineage: Eukaryota; Metazoa; Chordata; Mammalia; Diprotodontia; Phalangeridae. The record is from RefSeq and is a predicted model, not a curated record. Gene Ontology annotation, molecular function: serine-type endopeptidase inhibitor activity; receptor antagonist activity; transforming growth factor beta binding. Gene Ontology annotation, biological process: negative regulation of transforming growth factor beta receptor signaling pathway. The transcript has 2 exons.
AUGAUCCUCAUGCCGGCCCUGCUGCUGAUCCUGACCCUGUUUUCAGGGCUAGCUGAUGGAGCCAGCCUCAAGCCUGAACCAAUGAGCCACCUAGGUGUGUGCCCCAACCAGCUCAAUCCCAACCUGUGGGUGGAUGCCCAGAGCACCUGUGAGCGAGAAUGCCAUGUGGAUCAGGACUGCAAUGGUUUUGAAAAGUGCUGCACCAACGUGUGUGGGCUUCGGAGCUGUGUGGCGGCUCGCUUUGCUGACAGUAGCUCUGCCGCUCCGGCACCAGCUGCCUCCUGCGAAAGCUUUGUCUGCCCCCAGCAAGGCUCUGAUUGUGAUAUCUGGGAUGGCCAGCCCGUGUGCAAGUGCCGGGACCGCUGUGAGAAGGAGCCCAAUUUCACCUGUGCAUCGGACGGCCUCACUUACUACAACCGCUGCUACAUGGAUGCUGAGGCUUGCCUUCGGGGCCUCCGGCUCAGUGUGGUCCCCUGCAAGUAUGUCUUCAGCUGGCCCCACACCAGCCCCGGGCCUCCUGAGACCACCGCGCCCCCCACGCCUGGGGCAGCCCCUGACAUACCCAUCCCGCCAGCCCUCUACAGUAACCCCUUCCACCAGUCAGUCUAUGCAGGGGGCACAGCCAGCUUCCACUGUGAUGUUAGUGGCCGCCCACCCCCUGACAUCACCUGGGAGAAGCAGAGCGAUCAGCGGGAGAACUUUAUCAUGAGGCCUGACCAGAUGUAUGGCAACGUGGUGGUCACCAACAUUGGUCAGCUGGUGGUCUAUAAUGCACGGCCUGAGGAUGCUGGGCUCUAUACCUGCACUGCCCGCAAUGCUGCCGGCCUCCUCCGAGCCGACUUCCCCCUCUCUGUCAUCCAGCGGGAGCCCCCGGGAGGGGAGCUCCCGGUCCCCAGUCCACCACCCCCUGCUCCAGUGGAAUGUCUAAAGGAACCAGACCGUCAAGACUGCCAGGGCACCAGCGGCCGAGUACAAUGGCACUUUGAUGCCAAAAGGGGUGGGUGUACCACCUUCCAAGACAAUGGCUGUGAUGCGGGUAAUGGCAACCGAUUCGAGACCUAUGAGGCGUGCCAGCAGGCCUGUGCUCGGGGCCCUGGGGAUGCCUGCAUCUUGCCUGCCGUGCAAGGCCCUUGCCGAAGCUGGGAGGCUCGCUGGGCCUAUAGCCCACUACUGAAACAGUGUCACUCGUUUGUGUAUGGGGGCUGUGAAGGCAAUGCCAACAACUUUGAAAGCCGGGAGAGCUGUGAGGACGCGUGCCCUUUCCCCCGGACACUGCCCUGCAAGGCCUGCAGGCUCAAAAGCAAGAUGGCGCUUAGUCUGUGCCGCAGCGACUUUGCCAUCGUGGGGCGACUGACAGAAGUGAUCGAGGAGCCUGAUGCUGGCAUUGCCCGAUUUGCCCUGGAGGGCGUGCUCAAGGAUGACAAGAUGGGCCUCAAGUUCUUUGACACCAAGUAUCUGGAGGUGACGCUGACUGGCAUAGACUGGGACUGUCCCUGUCCCAACAUGACGGCUGGAGAUGGGCCGCUGGUCAUCAUGGGUGAGGUGCAUGACGGGGUGGCUGUGCUCCACCCCAGCAGCUAUGUCAGGGCUGCCAGUGAUAAGCGGGUAAAGAAAAUCUUAGAGUUGAUUGAGAAGAAGGCCUGUGAGCUGCUCAACCGUUUUCAGGACUGAGCCUGGGUGUAUGUGCACGCAUAGGCAUGACACACCCCUAAAGGGGCAGGUUCUGCCCAAUCCCUAGAGCCUCCUAGAGCCCCACUCAGCCUGUGCUCAUCAAGAGGUGAAUAAAAGGUGUUUAUCUCAAGUCUUUGUUACCCUUCUGCCCU